This is a messenger RNA of Formica exsecta, 1168 nucleotides long. Its product is annotated as adhesion G protein-coupled receptor L3-like. Gene Ontology annotation, cellular component: membrane. The record is from RefSeq and is a predicted model, not a curated record. The transcript is spliced from 4 exons. Gene Ontology annotation, biological process: adenylate cyclase-activating G protein-coupled receptor signaling pathway; cell surface receptor signaling pathway. Gene Ontology annotation, molecular function: G protein-coupled receptor activity. Bases 59 to 1087 code for a protein of 342 amino acids. Lineage: Eukaryota; Metazoa; Arthropoda; Insecta; Hymenoptera; Formicidae.
CCGAGGGAGUGAAACACCUACUCGCUUAAUUAGCCGCGUGCGUGUCUUCACUACAGUGAUGGAAGUUCGCGUACUGGACGCGCGCAACAUCGACAACGAGCUAGAAGUUUUCCCCAGCGACGCCGCCCAGCAAAAGUGGACCGUCUCGAACGAUCACGUGGAACUUACCAGGGGCGCUUUGGUGGAUAGCAACGAGGGCGGUGUCGUGCGGCUGGUCUUCAUGGCAUUUGACAGACUCGAGGAGAUACUGCAGCCGCAAGCCGAGCCGCCGUCCGUCGUCAUGAACGACGAUCCCCAGCCCGUGUCGCGGAGAAACACCACUCGUAUUCUCAACAGCAAAGUUAUCUCGGCGUCCUUGGGAAAAGGCCGGCACAUACAGCUCUCGGAGCCCGUCCGGGUGUAUUUCAGGCAUCUGGUAGUCGAGAAUGUCACCAACCCCACUUGCGUCUUCUGGGAUUACAUCUUGAGUGCGUGGUCGGACGAGGGAUGCCAAAUACAAAAGACCAACGAGACUCACACCGUAUGCGAAUGCAAUCACCUGACGAACUUUGCCGUGCUGAUGGACGUGCACGCCGUCAGAUUGGACAUCGCUCAUCAAGUCGCUCUGCAAAUCAUCACGUAUAUAGGCUGCAUCAUUUCCGUCGUCUGUCUCGUUCUGGCCAUUCUCACAUUUCAAUUAUUUCGCGGACUGAAGUCGGAUAGGACGACGAUUCACAAGAAUCUCUGCAUGUGCCUGCUGAUAGCCGAGAUACUCUUUGUUUGUGGGAUCGGUCAGACGAAUCAGAGGGUCCUCUGCGGCAUCGUGGCCGGCUUAUUGCACUUCUUCUUCUUGUGUGCAUUUGCCUGGAUGUUCCUCGAAGGAUUCCAAUUAUACGUGAUGCUGAUCGAAGUCUUCGAGGCGGAAAAAUCUCGACUUCGUUGGUAUUAUCUGGUCGCAUAUGGCGCACCGCUACUGGUUGUAGGAAUUUCCUGCAUAAUUGAUCCACUCAGCUACGGUACCGAUCGGUAUUGCUGGCUGCGUGCAGAUAAUUAUUUCAUCUUUAGCUUCGUUGGGCCUGUGAUACUCGUUAUAUUGGUAAUUAGUUAAUAUAUUAUGUUAAUUAAUUAAACAAUGCAAUUGAUCUGCUUAAAGAAAAGCACGUUAAGAAGAAUUGAUAAUAUACGAUUG